AUGCCCUCAAACAAUAACGUCCUCAAACCGGAGUCCUCCUUAGACGGCUAUGCUAUACCUUCCACCUCCAGCCGUACCGACACUACGUCGUCAGGAACCACUUCCAGAAAGUCAACUAGUUCCUCAGCUUCAACCAUAAGCAUCGCCAGUAGCCACACCUACGUAAAUGAUGGUUUUGCGUACUGUGCCGAAGUCGCCAUCUGGGAUCGAGAUCACCAGAUUGCAGCACCACAUGUUCUUCAAUAUCUAGCUGACCACAAGCAGCUGGAUAUCCAACAGUACGCGGAGACUGAGAAAGAGUAUCGUAACGGCGUAUACCUGGACGAUGCGGUAUCGACAGUGACGUUGCUGUGGAUCAAUGCAGACGUGGCAAGGAGGAUCGCAGGAAUCGAGCAGAUGUGCGACUAUGUUUUUAGGGACAAGAGCCUCUGCCUCGAAGCAAUCACGCCAGCAACAUGGUGUCGUCCAGCAGUACUAGGAGAUUCAGUACAGAAGACGAUACUUGCUGACCAAUGGAAACGAGCAACAAGCUUAGAAUGCACGAACGAGCUAUGGACCGAGGAGCUUGCCAACAAGGUUCUUUGCAACAGAACCCUAGGAAGAAGAGGGACAGCGCUCAACCUUCUGGACUUUGCCUAUUUGGGGCUAUAUCCAAAUGACGAUGAGCAGACGCAAAGAUUGACUAAAGAGCAACAAGGCAACAAAGCCGGAAAAGAAGAUGAUGUAGCAAGUAUGGUCGAAGCAAUAUUCGGAGCUGUGUACCAAGACUCUGGUAGCGACUGGAGACCAGUGUUCAAAGUCAUGCUCAACCUGGGCAUCCACCUCACAAGUCCUGAAUCCACACAUGCUGGGGUUCGAGCCACGAUCAAUCAGAGAUUGCUGCAGGAGCACCUCGAGCUUGCAGGUUGUGGAGCUGGUGGCAUAUCUUGA
Messenger RNA from Lithohypha guttulata, 930 nucleotides. RefSeq lists its product as uncharacterized. The transcript has 2 exons. Gene Ontology annotation, biological process: RNA processing. The record is from RefSeq and is a predicted model, not a curated record. NCBI's taxonomy places the organism in Eukaryota, Fungi, Ascomycota, Eurotiomycetes, Chaetothyriales, Trichomeriaceae. Gene Ontology annotation, molecular function: ribonuclease III activity. Bases 1 to 930 code for a protein of 309 amino acids.